AUGGAUGCUGGAAACUCGCAUUUUUCUAGAUCUUUUGCUGUUCACUUAUCCACUUUUUUUUUUCAGCCCAGCCAUAUAUUUUUUCAGCCCAGCCAUAUAUUGCGCGUUUCGGAAUUCAUCCGGCAGUAUCGGCGAUUUGCGGACGAUCUCUCGCCACUGAUCUCGUAUUUCGAAAAAUAUGGGCAGCCUCAUCUGGCGGAAAUUCUCUCGAAAAGCUACGUACAUGAGGAGCGUCCACUGCUCACUGACAGACAAAUCAAUUUCCGAUUGUCAGUGGAAGGAAAUGUGCCGCAUCGACUGUAUAAUUAUGUAGAAAGGAGAGAAUUGAUCAGAGAUUUGGAGGAAGUACUCAUACGGCUUGCAUCUCUCGGUAGGCGCUUCGUAAAGUACGAAAAGUAA
Messenger RNA from Gongylonema pulchrum, 399 nucleotides. Lineage: Eukaryota; Metazoa; Nematoda; Chromadorea; Rhabditida; Gongylonematidae. The record is from the annotation of a GenBank genome assembly.